Messenger RNA from Plasmopara halstedii, 5598 nucleotides. RefSeq names its product thrombospondin-like protein. The coding region runs from base 1 to 5598 and encodes 1865 amino acids. Lineage: Eukaryota; Oomycota; Peronosporomycetes; Peronosporales; Peronosporaceae. The record is from RefSeq and is a predicted model, not a curated record. The transcript has a single exon.
AUGGCCCCAUGUGAGCCCAUGGCUUGUCAGGUGAGCGACUGGUCCGCGUGGGGUACAUGCUCUGCGUCAAACAUCCGUCAACGCACUCGCACAGUCCAAACACCUGCCAAAUACGGCGGGUCCGAGUGCCCACCACUCGUAGAUCAACAGAAUUGCAAUCCAACUGACUGUCAAGUGAGUCCUUGGGGUCCCUACGAGCUUCGUGGCGCCACGAAAUGUCGACGAAGAACCAUUUUGCGCGACGCUGACGGGGGAAAAGCAUGUCCACCUUUGGAAGAGACAGUACCUGUGAAGAAAGUGAACUGUGUUGUUGGCCAGUGGGGGCCUUAUUCAGCUUGUAAUCCGACAACAAAACAACGUUCACGCACUCGUAUCGUGCUGACAAGUCCGCAAGACGGUGGCACAGCAUGUCCCGCUUUAAUUGAAGCCGUAGCGUGUGCUCCUGUCCCGUGCCAAGUCAGUAAUUGGGGCACUUGGAGCGAAUGCUCGCUCGUCACUGGAAAGCGAACUCGUCAACGUACUGUAACUACUCCGUGUGCCUUUGGAGGAGCAGAAUGUCCCAGCCUCGUACAAGAAGAAGUUUGCAAGCCGGUGGACUGCAAGGUAAGUGAAUGGACGUCCUGGAGCGGCUGCAAUGCAAAGAAGCGUACUCGCCGACGUUCCAUCAUUACACCAGCCAGAUAUGGAGGUGCCGUAUGUCCAAGUCUUGAAGAAGUCACAGUCUGCGAGCCAACUGACUGCGUCGUCAGCUCUUGGUCACCAUUUACGUCUUGUGCCAACGGAGGCAACGGUGGAGGCAAUGGAAAAGAGCGUAGAUUUCGUACCGUGCUGCAGCAGCCUGACGGUGGCGCUGCAUGUCCGCCACUUAUGGAAGAGCGUAAGGUGCCAAAAGUGGACUGUAUAGUGUCUAACUGGGGUGAUUGGGGUACGUGUGAUCCUGAUCGACUGGUUCGCGUACACAACCGGACAGUUCUCACGCUGCCACAAAAUGGAGGCAAGUCUUGUCCAGCUUUGCAGGGCUCAUCGGCUUGCUGCCCGAAGCGAGUGGAUUGCAAAGUUAGCGAAUGGUCUGACUACUCAAUAUGCGACCCAGCGUCCAACACGCAACGACGCACUCGUAAUAUAACACAAGCCGCGGGUCCAAACGGAAAAAUGUGUCCGGAUCUACAGCAGACUCGCAGCUGUCGACCUAGCGUUGACUGCCAAGUUGGAGAUUGGAGUCCCUGGGGAAGUUGCUCCAGUCGUACAUUCCUGCGUACCCGCAAGCGUCAAGUGACAGUUCCACGGUACGGUAAAGGCGCAGCGUGUCCACCCUUAAAAGAAACGCAAAGCUGCACGCCUGUCGACUGUCAGGUAGACGACUGGAGUGCAUGGAGCACGUGCGACUCAAGUAUUGGCAAGAAAACCCGAACACGUUCUGUAGUGAUAGCUCAAGAUGGUGGACGCAAGUGCCCGAAUCUGAUCGAAACAAAACCUUGUACAGUGAGUGUGGACUGUCAAGUGUCGUGCUGGGGCGACUACGGCCCGUGUGAUGAGACCACGUGGACAAGAACAAGAAGUCGAUCUAUCGUCGUUACGCCCAAGGGCAACGGUAGGGCGUGCCCUGCACUGUCUUCGGUAGACGCGUGUCCUCCACGCGAUUGUAAAGUUAGUGGAUGGUCUGUCUUCGGUAAUUGUGACGCAAGUGGGAACCGCAGACGCACGCGUACCGUCGUAACCACACCGCGUGGUGGAGGAAAAGCAUGCCCUUCUCUUGAAGAGACCAAGAAAUGCGCUGCAGUGAAUUGUGGUUUGUCUGCAUGGGGGCCAUAUGGCGACUGUGACCCCGUUACUGGUCUUCAAGCAAGAAAUCGGACAAUUCGCGUACAGGCCGCAAACGGUGGCACAGCUUGCCCUCCGCUCGUACAGACGCGCAGUUGUCAAAAGUGUGUCGUGACCGAUUGGAGCGACUGGUCUCUCUGUACGGCCGAUACAGCUACGCGCUCUCGCACGCGUAGCAUCAUUCAACAACCGCCUCCUCCAUCAACUUGUGGCAACUUGGAUGACGACGCUCUUUUUUCCACUUUGUUGUGUCCUCCUUUGAAAGAAGAAGAGCCGUGUGAAGCCAUCAACUGCACCGUAAGCGACUGGAGCGACUGGAAUGCAUGCAACCCCGACACAAACGUCCAGACGCGCAAUCGAACAAUCAUACAGCCAGCUGUGCGUGGAGGUGCUUCAUGUCCCGACCUGAUAGACACCCUGGUAUGUCCUCCGGUGGAUUGUUCUGUCGGAAACUGGUCUGAAUGGUCGAUCUGUAGCUUAACGGACGUCACGUCGACGCGAACUCGAGACGUACUGGUGCCUGCGGCGUUUGGCGGGGUUGAGUGCCCAUGGCUAGCCGAAUACGUGGAAUGUCCUGCAAUUGACUGCGUUCUUUCAGACUGGACCGAAUGGACCGAGUGUACAGACUACACACCGACACAAACUCGAGAGCGAUCGGUCACUCAGGAUGCAGUCCGUGGUGGUGCAGCAUGUGACUUACUAACACAAACUCGUACAUGUCCUCCUGUCAAUUGCGAGGUGGGUACUUGGAGCUCGUGGCAAGCCUGUGAUUCUAACACCGGUACAAAGUCCCGCUCGCGUCUGAUGACGCGUGCGCCGCAGCGAAACGGCACAGCUUGUGACGCUCUCGAAGACAUUGCACCUUGUGAUCCAGUAGACUGUGCAGUUGAGAAAGACUGGGGAGACUGGAGCGCAUGUGACCACACAUGUGGUAAGCGUUACAAGCGACGGUCAGUAGUGCAACAGCCACUUUACGGUGGUGCGGAAUGCCCAGCGCUUGUAUCGGAAGCUCCGUGUGAGCCCGUUAAUUGUGUAGUGUCCGCUUGGAGUGACUGGUCCGACUGUGACGCCGUUACCGGCAUGCGAACACAGACUCGAACGGUUAGUCAAGAGUCAUUGUACGGCGGUUUGGCUUGUCCGGCCUUAAUCCAGGAGAAGAAAUGCGAUCCUGUUUCCUGUACUGUGAGUGAGUGGUCGGAAUGGACUUCUUGUGAUAGCGACGAUCCUCAGCAGCACCGUAGUCGUAACAUCACCCAGGUGCCACUCUAUGACGGUACGCCAUGUCCCGAUCUCAGUCAGGACGUAACCUGUUCCCCAAUAAAUUGUGAAGUGGGGCCAUGGAGCGACUACGGCCUCUGUGAUCCAAGUACGGGUCUGCGCACACGCACACGUUCGGCCACACAAGUAUCGCGACACGGUGGUGCGGGGUGUCCAGUUUUAAGUGAUACAAUCGCUUGUGAUCCAGUGGACUGUAAGGUUGGGGAGUGGAGCGAUUAUGGCGCUUGUGAUGCUGUGACUUUCAAAAAGGUGAAGUCUCGCUCAAUCACUACAGAGCCGUUGUACGGUGGCGCGGCCUGUCCGGAUCUCACAAAUGAUCUGUUGUGCGAUCCUGUUCACUGCGUUGUAAGUCCGUGGGAACCAUGGGAGGACUGUGACGCUGCGACACAAACUAAGACGCACAGGCGCACGAUCACGACACAGCCAAAGUAUGGAGGCACUGUAUGUCCAGUUUUGCAAGAGUCUGCAACUUGUGACCCGGUGAACUGCGUCAUGAGCCCCUGGUCGAAUUGGAGUGUAUGCAAACCUGACGGCAGCGACAAGAAUUCCGUCCGCUCUCGCUCAGUGGUACAACCAGCGCUUUACGGCGGUAUAGCAUGUGGAGCCACACGCGAAGAAGUACCGUGCGAAGCGAUAAAUUGCAUUGUAAGCGAUUGGGGUCCCUGGUCGUCCUGUGAUGCAAGUUGUGGCAAGAAGACUCGCAAACGCACCGUCUCUCAGCGUGCACAAUACGGUGGAGCCGCCUGUCCGGCCCUCGAAGAAAUUGUGAGCUGUGAUCCCGUAGACUGUGUUGUGGGAGAAUGGGACGCGACCUGGUCAACAUGCAAUCCGGAUUCCGGACUUCGCAAGCUGACGCGUCCCGUGCUUCAGCCUCCACUAUACGGAGGAAGAGGUUGUCCUGAGACUGUCCAGACCAAGAGAUGUGAUCCAGUUGACUGUAUAGUUAAUGAGUGGGGAGAGUGGGGAGCUUGUGACGCUGUCACGGGCACGAAAUCGCGUGUUAGAGCGGUUAAACAAGGCGAUCUGUAUGGUGGGUGUAAGUGCCCGGACCUCAUUCAAACUGCUCCCUGUGACCCAGUGCCGUGUGCACUUGGACCCUUCACUGAAUGGACCACCUGUACAGAUGCGGACGCUACGACUAGCCGAACGCGAGAGAUAACUCAGAUUGCGCUUUAUGGUGGCACGGCCUGUCCACCACAAACGGAGACUGCGGCAUGUCCUCCAGUCGAUUGUGCACUUGACUCGUGGGGGGCGUGGAGUGACUACGAUCCUGUCACGGGUGUCCGUACGCGAGUCCGGAAGAUUCUACAGCCAGCUGUUCGUGGCGGCGUUGCUUGUGACGUUACAACAGAGUAUGAGACUGCAACGCCUGUCAACUGCCAAGUCGGCAAUUGGAGUGAAUAUGGGCCAUGCAAUGACGUCGCGGGGGUCAAAACGCGAUCUCGAUUGAUAACCGUAGCUCCACUGUACGGUGGUCUCCCGUGUCCUGCACUUCUUCAAAAUGCCACAUGCGAUCCAGUGAACUGUAUUGUGAGCGAUUGGAGCGUCUGGGGAACAUGUGACUCAAGAACUGGUAUCAAGUCUCGUCGUCGGGACAUUUUACAACAAGACAAGUACGGUGGCACAACAUGUCCUGACACAACUGACUCUGCGCCUUGCGACCGUGUUGAUUGUGUUAUGAACGAUUACGGCCCUUGGUCAGCUUGUGAUCCAGUUUCUGGAAGCAAAACCAGGACACGAACGGUCAUGGUUAUGCCACUUUACGGUGGUAGUGCGUGUCCAAGCACAACGGAGCAAGGUUUCUGUGACCCUAUCGAUUGCAAAUUAAGUGAAUGGAGCAGCUUUGGUGCCUGCAACAUGUCAACUGGAUUGAAGACGCGUACACGUACUGUAUCUACUAGUCCAUUGUACGGUGGUACAGCUUGUGCACCUCUUAGUGACACUGCGCCGUGCGACCCGAUCAAUUGCCAAGUUGGUACAUGGAGCUCUUGGUCAUCGUGUAACCCAACUACUCUAUUGUCAACACAUUCUCGAAAGGUUAUAGUCGAGCCAAUGUUUGGCGGUAUGGAGUGUCCUUGUUUGACAGAAUCAUCGGCUUGCAAAAUACCAAAGACAGUCGCUUGUACCGUGAGCACAUGGUCGGACUGGUCCAAGUGUGCUAGCAAGACUGGAACACGCUCGCGCACGCGCAAGGUCGUAACGGCAGCAGUGAAUGGUGGUACAGCUUGUCCACCAUUGUCCGAAACAGCUUCGUGUGUUGGAUUAACAUGUACGAUGGGGCCGUGGUCGAGUUGGACAACUGGAUGCGACAACUACGGCUUGCAAACACGGACACGGUGCUUGAUAGACGAUCCGUUUAGAGCUGGUGUCUCGACUUGUCCUGCUGUACUAGAGACGCGAGAGUGUGUCUACAGCAACUCGACUAAUGACUAUAUACCACCCUCAACUGAGUACAUGCUGGAGGCACAGGCGUUCGAAACGAAAGCUUUGUAUGCGUAA